Molecule: messenger RNA, 8421 nt
Organism: Acinonyx jubatus (cheetah)
Lineage: Eukaryota; Metazoa; Chordata; Mammalia; Carnivora; Felidae
Gene: ABRAXAS1
Product: abraxas 1, BRCA1 A complex subunit
Exons: 9
Coding region: 371-1453 (360 amino acids)
Biological process (GO): protein K63-linked deubiquitination; attachment of spindle microtubules to kinetochore; mitotic spindle assembly
Cellular component (GO): nucleus
Molecular function (GO): polyubiquitin modification-dependent protein binding; microtubule binding
Source: RefSeq, a predicted model, not a curated record
GGAGCCGGGCCCGGGCCGCUUCUCCCGAUCCCCCCUGCGCGUUGAGCCUGCGGAAGCAUGGAGGGGGAGAGUACGUCGGCGGUGCUCUCCGGCUUUGUGCUCGGCGCGCUCGCUUUCCAGCACCUCAACACCGACUCGGACACGGUGAGCCCGAGGGGCGAGGCGGGCUCCAGCGUCGCCUCGGGAGAGGCCCCGAGCGCGGGCGCCCUUCGCCGCCGUUACCCCGGCCCCCGCCCAUGAGCUUCCCGACGGCGCCGCGCUGGUUCUCUGCCCUGGGGCUUUGCCUUGUCCCUCUCCCGGGCGGUCGUAGGAAGGUUUUCUUCUUGGGGAAGUGAAAGGUGAAGCCAAGAAUAGUAUUACUGAUUCCCAAAUGGAUGAUGUUGAAGUUAUUUAUACAAUUGACAUCCAGAAAUAUAUUCCAUGCUAUCAGCUCUUUAGCUUUUAUAAUUCUUCUGGUGAACUAAAUGAGCAAGCACUGAAGAAAAUAUUAUCAAGUGUCAAAAAGGCUGUGGUUGGUUGGUACAAAUUCCGACGUCAUUCAGACCAGAUCAUGACAUUUAGAGAGAGACUGCUUCAUAAAAACUUACAGAAGCAUCUUUCAAGCCGGGAACUGGUUUUUCUGCUGUUAACACCAAGUAUAAUAACAGAAAGCUGCUCUACUCAUCGGCUGGAGCAUGCCUUAUAUAAACCUCAGAAGGGACUUUUUCACAGGAUACCAUUAGUGGUGGCCAAUCUGGGCAUGUCUGAACAACUGGGUUAUAAAACUGUAUCAGGUUCCUGUGAGUCCACUGGUUUUAGCCGAGCAAUAAAAACACACAGCUCUGAAUUUUUUAAAGAAGAUGGAUCUUUAAAGGAGGUACAUAAAAUAAAUGAAAUGUAUGCUUCUUUACAAGAGGAAUUAAAGAGUAUAUGCAAAAAAGUAGAACACAGUGAGCGAGCAGUAGAGAAACUACUAAAGGAUGUACACAGAUUGAAAUGGGAAAUUAAAAAAAGAAAACAGGCACAAAUUCAAGUAGCACGGGAGACCGUCGAAAAAGACCCUCAGGAGAACAUUUUUCUUUGCGAAGCUUUACGGACCUUUUUUCCAGAUUGCGAAUUUCUUCAUUCAUGUGUUAUCUCUUUGAAAAAUAGGCAUAUUUCUAAAAGUAGCUGCACUGCCAACCACCAUCUUGAUGUGAUAGACAACCUGACCUUAAUGGUAGAAUACACCGACAUUCCUGAAGCUAGUCCAGCUGGCAGUACACCGCAAAUGAUUAAACAUAAAGCUUUAGAUACUGAUGAUGGAUGGCAAUUCAAGAAGUCACGGCUGUUAGAGACACAAAACAAACCAUCUAAAACAGAUACUGAUAGUAGUAAUCAAGAAAAAGCAUAUACAUUGAGCAGCCCUGAAACAGAUGAAGAGAUUGAAAGAAUGAAGGGUUCUGGUGAAUAUCCACAGUCUCCUACAUUUUGAUCUUUUUAGGCCAAAAGGAGAGCUUUGAUUGGCUGAAGGGUAAAGCCAGACAUUUAUAUUGUCUUUACUAUGUUCAGCAAUUUGCAGUAAUACAUAAGUUCUAGUGCAUUUAUUUUUUAAGGCACUUUAUUUUAAAACCAUAACGUUUUUCUGCCCCCCACCUUUUGAAAGAUUUUAUUUUUAACUAAUCUCCUACACCCAGCAAGGAGCUUGAACUCACAACCCCAAGAUCAGGAGUCACACACUCCACUGACCAAGCCAGCCAGGUGCCCCUUUUACAAAACUGUUGAGGGAAAGGCUUAAUUUAAGUAGAUGGUUCUUUUAAACUUAUAUAGCAUACCUUAGAAUUGGAAAAGAAAGACUAGCAUUAGAACACAAUAGAAGAAGAUGUCUAAAAAUAUGAAGAGGUAUUUCAUUUUAAGUCAUUACAGUUUCUACUCCUUAAGUUAUAAGUGGCUAGAGUUGCCAGAUAAAAUGCUGGAAACAUGCAAUAUUAGGGACAUUCAUUAAAAAAUUAUUCAUUGGUUAUCUGAAAUUCAAAUUUAAUUGCAUGUCCUAUAUUUUUAUUUGCUAAAUCUGGCAGUUCUGAUUAUGGCACAACUAAAAUACAGCACAAAUAAUCUCUUCCUAGUCUAGAGUCCUCUACACAAAAUUGAGUGAAUCCAGUACUUGAGUACAGGACAAGUCUGGUAAUGGUGUGUCUGAGGUCAGUAGCUGGUCAAGUAGCUAGAAACACCAGUUAAAGUGGGAACCAAAAAUGGUGCAUAUGUGUAUAUAUAUUUAUAUAUACAUGUCUAUCGCAGAUUUCAUUUUAACAUAAAGUGGAGUUGUACAUUCAUUUUGUCAACCUUUUGUUGUAGGGCUAGGAACUUUUAUGUGAGUAUACUGGUGUUCCUAUAUAAGUCACAUCCAUUACUUUUAUAGUUCCCAGUUUUAGUUUAUUUAUAAAGAAUUUAAAGAAGCUUGCAAAGCAACCUAAGUACAAAAUGCUACUACUUUUUUUUUCCAUUUCACAGCAUCCUCCUACUUCCACCCUUCUUUAGUUGUCCUAACCACAUCUAACUUGACAACUAUUUUUUUUUAAUGUUUUAAUUUGUUUUUGAGAGAGAAAGAAUGCGCGCACACGAGCGGAGGAGGGGCAGAGAGAGGAAACACAGAAUCUGAAGCAGGCUCCAGGCUCUCAGCUGUCAGCACAGAGCCUGAUGUGGGUCUUGAAUUCAUGAACUACGAGAUCAUGACCUGAGCCGAAGUGGGACACUUAACUGACUGCACCACCCAGGCGCCCUGGGUGGUGCAGUCAGUUAGAAAGCAUUUACUUAGUUUUCAUUGCAGUAACUUUUUAAUGCUUCUACUUCAAUACAGUGACGAAACUGACACAGACUUGGGAACAAAAUAGCUGACUCUUGGUAAUGUAGAACUCAACAGGUUUGAAGAAUUAUGGGCUUCAGUAUGAUAUUUGAGGAUGUAAAGCUCCAGUUUAAUCCAGUGAGCUGGUUAAAUGGAAGUUGCCUAAGAGAGCUUUUACUGUGUGUUUUAUUUCUUUUACAUAAUUGUGAGAAUUUUCCACAAGGCCUACACAUUAUAUGAAGCCUUCAUGUUUCACUCACUGGAUGAAAUGCUGAACACAAACUUUGAGCAUAGCUUUUCCAUCUGCUACUUCCUAGUGGCAGAACAAAUUCCUAGCUACUAUCAAAAUUAUCUUUUAUCUAUGUUAACAUGUAUUAGUUACCCAUGGGGUGCUAAUGAAGCCCACAUAACAACUGAGAUGUUUUGUAUAAAGAGUUUCUGUUGGGGCUGUUUAACUGGUUACCUAAGAAGCACUGUGGUGUAACAACACAGGGCAGAGGGAGGGGAAAUAGGUUGGCAGUCUGAAACCUGACUUAAAAAUAACCACAAAUGGGGCAGGUGGGCAGCUGGGUGGCUCAGUUGGUUGAGUUUCUGACUCUUGAUUUUGGCUCAGGUCAUGAUCCUGGGUUUGUGGGACCAAGCCCCGUGUUGGGCUCUGCACUGAGCGUGGAGACUGCUUAAGAUUCUCUUUCCCUCUGCCCCUCCCCACCCCACUCACACACACUAAAAUUAAAAUAACCACAAACAUCACUAGAGCAUAUAGAGCAUCACAUAGAACAUAAUGACUAAAUGCAGCCAACAAAUGAUUUGCUGGAGGUCACUGAGCACACAUCACCUAGUUUACCUGUAUGCUGGACUGAGACAAAGGUUCCUCACCCCCUCCCAUCCUUGGAAUGUACACUUUGCCUACUGUUACCACAUUGGGAGUGUUCCAAGGACAUGGACUUGAGAAAGCAAGCUGUUAAGACCAUAUGGAUUGUGUGUGACUAAACCCAGUUAAGGCCUCAAUUGAAACUUUUAAGACUUGACAGGCAGGUGCAGAGAUCUGUUUUUCUGAGAUCUGUCUUGUGGUCACCCAAGACCAGCUUUGUAAGUAAGUUCUCUUGCUUAUUUACGCUGCUACUUACAGUCUGGAGUCAUCUGCCUCUUUAGUGUUUUCCUGCCCUCCAUGUACCAGUCCACUAAUCAACAGAUAAAACAAGCUAGACUAGGGGCGCCUGGGUGGCUCAGUUGGUUAAGCGUACGACUUCAGCCCGGGUCACCAUCUCGAGGUCCGUGAGUUCGAGUCUCGUGUCGGGCUCUGGACUGAUGGCUCAGAGCCUGGAGCCUGCUUCCGAUUCUGUGUCUCCCUCUCUCUCUCUGCCCCUCCCCCGUUCAUGCUCCGUCUCAAAAAUAAAUAAACGUUAAAAAAAAUUUUUUUUUAAAUAAAAAAAAAAAAAGCUAGACUAGGACCAGCAGAAGCAAUAAGCAACCAACAUAUGCAAAUGUCUUAAGACAGUAACUAAAGAUUUUUCAGACUCCUUAAAAGAAACAGGCCUUCAUACAAAGUUCAGUUUGCUAAAGCACUAUAGAGAGGUAAUGUAUUUAGUUCAUACUUUGGCACAAUGAUCCAUCUUGAAGAAAGAAAUGCUAAACUUCCAGUCAUAGAGAAGCAUGCUAAGGUCAGUACCAGCUGAAUUUCCAUAAUUAAGUUUGAUGACCCACCUUUUGGUAUUAAAUGAAAAGAAGGAAAAGGGUCCUUCUAUAUCAUUUUCCCCCAGUUACUCAUCUUUUGGCAAUUAGUUACUAGACCAUUUGUUUAUGGAUCAUUUUAAAUUAUGCUACUGGGACACCUGGGUGGCUCAGUUAACGGUUAAGUGUCCGACUUUGGCCCAGGUCAUGAUCUCACCAUCCAUGAGUUUGGGUCUCAUGUCGGGCUCUGUGCUAACAACCCUGAGCCUGGAGUCUGCUUUGGAUUCAGUGUCUUCCUCUCUCUGCCCCUCCCCCAUCCAUGCUCUGUCUCCAUCUCUCAAAAGUAAGUAAAUGUUUAAAAAAAAAAAAGUACACUACCAGUUUCAAGAUAGACUAGCCCAGGAAUAAAUGUUAGGGCCUUUGCACCACUAUCCAUACCAGCGUUAACUAAUGUCUCUAUAAAGGGAACACCCACUGUCCUGGCCAGGCAUACUUAAAUAUUGGUAGUUAGAAAAUCUAAGCAAUUUCAAGUCUACACUCUGUCACAUGGAAUUUGGGCAUUAAUAAAAGCAUUCUACCUUGAUGCAACCAUAUGCCUAAAAUCCCAUUUACAAGACAAAAUCUGGGACUCAAGUAAAAUUCCAAGUCCUCUAUUCCAUACUUAAAAUCCCAAUAUGAGUUGUAUAUGGUAUGAGCUAAGUGGGGACCAGAUAAAAUGACAAUCCUACAGUACCAAUUUUUAAAGUUUGUAUGUAUGUAAAAUGUGAUGAGUAUUAACAUUUUAAAUAAUGUUUCUUUAAUGAGCAGUGGAAGCACUUUUUCCUUGUAAGAUUUCAAUUAUUAAGAAUUUAAAACUUACAAGCAUUUGGCAAGAUUUAGCCUAUUUUCUACUCAAAGAUUAUUAAAUCUUCUAAUUUGAGUCAAUAUUAAAACCAUACAACCAUUUAUUGUAAAAUACAUUUACUGAUGAUAAGACAUGUAAUUUACUCCCGAUACUUGAUGUUACAAACUUUAGGGUCUUUGAGAUAUGCAGGAUCCUUGUAUGUAACUGGCAUAAACCCUGUAAAAAAGAAUGAAAGUUCUUCACAAAGGAUAACGAGCAAAAACUUUCGAUUAGCCCAAUUCAGUUUUUCAGAUGCUCUUACCCAUUAUUUGAGCUCUCUUAAUUGCUUUUGUGAUUUCUUUCUGUUUCUUCCCACAAAGACCUAUGAAAGAAAUGCUUUCAUAUUCAUAAAAAAAUGUCAGCACUCAAAAUGCACAACAACUAUCUUAAGGAAAGGCUAGAAAACCUGUAAACAGCAAGGUAGUAAAUAUUUUAGGCUCUGUGGGCCAUACAGUGUCCUAAUUUAGUCUGAUGUAGCUCACAAAGUGGCUAUAGACACUACGUAAAGUAAGCUAUUUACAAAAACAAGUGGUAGAUCCAACUUGGCCUAGAGGCAAUUGGCCCCAGGUUUAAAUAAAUAGGAAUGAUUAUAGUAUACUCCAAAACAUCAAUGCAAUUUUCUUAAGUCCUCAUUUUUUUUUUUUUUUACAUGUCCACCUGUAGUUAGCUCUGAGCAUAAGAAGACAUGUAAAAUAAUAGCCCUUUUGGCCUACAAAGAGGCUGUCUCAAAGUACUGUCAUAUCUGGUCUAAUAGUGAUUUAUAGCACAAUCUGAAUAUCUGCCAUUUUUCUUAAAUAACAAGUAGAUUUAUCUAAUUUUUAUAAGUUGCUAUAAUAGAAAACAAAAUACCUGUUAUGUGCCUUCCAUAAAUGCAUCCAGUAAAUGGAGAUAUAAACUGGGACAAAAGCUGUUUUGAGUUUUAUUUGGAGAAGAAAAAAAAUUUAUAUCAAUACAUUUGUUCAACCUUGAUUGUGUAAAUUAAAAAAUGUAUAUAUCACUGUCAAGUUAUGUAAAGGCUUAAUUUCAGGCAAAAUUCAUUAAAUAAAAAUACUAUGUCCAUUCUAUUAAUAGAUCUUUUUAAAUGAAAAAGCUAAUUACCAAAGUUAACAUCUCUUAUCCAGUGUGUCAAAAAAAGUCUAUACAACAGCUUAAUGAGCACUUGUUUUCAGUGCUAAAGCUGUUUCCUUGACCUCCACAGAUACUUUCCUAAAAUACUAUGCUUAGCAUUAAACAUUUCAUCUAUCAUGACAGGCUAUCACAUUAUUCUAUCAGACUACAGUGAGGUCUUCAAAAGGUACAUCAAGCCACUUGCCAUAACUUUGUGUUUUAUUAAUUUAAAUUCUUUAGUACUUUUCAGGUAGCAGGCACUGUGCUGGCACUACGCAUAAUCCUCUUGACGUGCUUUAAAUUUAAUGGUUUUGCUCCGAAGGCAGCUAUCACUUUAUGCUACUGUCAGGAUACUUAACUCCGGAACCAUUCUUGCCCCUGAUUUGCCACUUUUAAUUUGCUGAGCCCUGGACAACAAAUAAAAAUACCUUUGAAGCAGUGAUACUGGUAGUGUAUCAGUACAGAGAUCAACUUCAGCAGAGGGGCUUUUUCCAAAUUGUUAACUCUACCAACUAAGAAUCCCUGCAUAGUGAGCUACUGGUAAGACCUUUAAGGCAGAGGGGGAAAAAAAGGAAGAAAACACUGAGCUGAAAUAAUAGAUGAGGGAGAGCCAAAGGGCUCUCAUUUUAAUAAAAGGGAUGCCUUGUACAUAGAAAACCAGAUUUGAAAUUAUGAAGUUACUACAACAGGUGCCUCUACACAAAGCCUGUUAUAAAACUGACUUGAUUCUCUUUAGUUAUGACUAACAAGGGAGCAAAAAUCCUAAAAUCCAGUAUCAUAGUGAAGUAAAACCAUAUCUCACCUGUACAUUCUUAUAAUCUACACGUUUUCCACACAAAAUACAUUUUUUAAGAGGCUCCUUAUAAGGAUUUUCCAUUGGAAUGGGCUAAGAUAAAGGAAAGAAAAAAAUCUAAUAGUUUAAUGUGUUAAUAUUAAAAUAGAAUUAAAUCUUAAGGUUACCACAUUUGAAUCUAUCCAAAGGAUUAGUUGUACCUUUCUUAAUAUGAAAAAGAAUAAAUGACAGCUUGGCUUGUAGAAGAAAAAUCAAGGUUUCUAAAGUCACCAUUUUAAGGAUUUCAGUGUGUUUAUAAAUGUUUUGUACGCGUACUUUGGUUUGGCUGAGGAGGAAUUAAAUCAUGGAGGAGGAUUCUGGGAUAGAAUACAAUCUCUGUUUAUGGGAGGAUACCUUUCAUGGCUCCAAACUGCUUUAUAUCUCAACCUUUUUGGUUUUUCUGUCCUCACUACUACCUCUAAUGCUUCUGUCACAAUGCCUCCCAUCUAUAAUCAGUACAGGCAUGUCUCCAAUCAAGAUAUUCUUAUCUAGAAAUGGCUUUGAAGACCUUAACCCCCUGUAGUUGUAUGCAAAAUUUCAAGUGAAUGAAAUUGUGAGCUUUUUUCUGAGAGCCCAUAUUUUAUUAGCAUCUCAGGGGAAUUUAUGACCUAUAAAACAGCUCUAGUAAUGUCCUUUACUCUCGAACUGUGGUGUGCAUUAAAUGACCAAGAAGGAUGCUCAAGGGACUAGAAUUCUGUUUUCCAACCCUUCGGACUCUUAAUCCAAUUUAUAUGCAGCUCACAUGUAAAGAUUACAUUCCUUCUCUACACUGUGUUAAAAUGUUUUGUAUGGUUUGAUUAGUGUCAAAUCAUCUUUGCAUAUAGCAAGAAAAGCUAUACUGGCCAAGCCCAAAGCUAGCACUUGAAACCCAUAAAAAUACAUCUACAGGCUAAAAGAAACUGUAUUGAACAUCCUGGUUGUAAAACUUUAAUUUUGAUCACUCACUCACUAAAACACCAAACCCACUCCCCCCCAAACUCCCCCAGUAAUGAAUGGCACAAAGAACUGAAUCUGAAAUGGGGAAGAGACUUUGUCCAAUUCCUCUGUUGGAUAUUCUGCAAUUGUUGCACACACCAAAACUACCUUCUUUAAUUUCUAAAGCACAUAUCUUUAAACUUAAGAUCUGGG